AUGAAUAAGCCGUUGAGAAUUGUAACCAACAAUGCAAUAACUACGGCAGAGCAUUCGUUGUAUCUUAAUCCUGCCAAGUAUCUCGUUCCUCCUGAACUGAGACUCUGUGUAUUUGCUCAUGACAAUGGAUUUCUUUGUAAAGUUUAUUACAGGAGAUUUAUGCGGCUAAAACCUUUCAUAUCCAAUCGAGCUAUGGUCAGAGAUACUUACAAAGAGUAUAUCAGAUAUAAAUUCAAACAAGAGAAGUAUGCACGUAAGCGGUUAUUAGUUCUCGGGAAUGAUCACGAUAAAUUAACGUUCCUAACCAAUGACGUCAAUGAUAAUAGUCAUUUGUUAUCUAGAAUUCACAAUACCUUAACGUUUAUUGUCAAAGCCACAAGUCAUAUAUCUCCAGAAAUCGAAGAUGUGGAGGGGCUUACUGUUGAUAAUUCUUACUGUAGGAAAAUUUUGAAAAACCUAUUAACUAUAGAAUACGAGAAACAGUCCAAAAUCUCACAUUCUAAGGACCCUAGCGAGAUGUAUGAUGAGUUACGAAUCUCGUUCAAUUAUUUGCAAGGAGAUGCAGAUAGUCGAGUCAAUAAUAAGAGCAAAUCAAAGAUGUACUCCAAUUCAGCAGUAUUUAGGGAAUACGAUAUAUUUUUAGUAUUAUUAAACGAGACUAUUGGGACAAUGUUGUAA
Molecule: messenger RNA, 678 nt
Organism: Tetrapisispora phaffii CBS 4417
Lineage: Eukaryota; Fungi; Ascomycota; Saccharomycetes; Saccharomycetales; Saccharomycetaceae
Gene: IRC19
Product: Irc19p
Exons: 1
Coding region: 1-678 (225 amino acids)
Source: RefSeq, a predicted model, not a curated record